This is a messenger RNA of Onychostoma macrolepis, 940 nucleotides long. RefSeq names its product zona pellucida sperm-binding protein 3-like. Gene Ontology annotation, cellular component: extracellular matrix. Gene Ontology annotation, molecular function: acrosin binding. Gene Ontology annotation, biological process: egg coat formation; binding of sperm to zona pellucida; positive regulation of acrosome reaction. The record is from RefSeq and is a predicted model, not a curated record. NCBI's taxonomy places the organism in Eukaryota, Metazoa, Chordata, Actinopteri, Cypriniformes, Cyprinidae.
AUGUCCGUCAGGCUGCCUGAGAUCUGUGCAGAUACCGCAUACUGUAGGCUUUGCCGAGAAAAAAAAUCGAAAAAGAUUAUUAUUGCCAGAGUUCUGAUCUUUCAAUCUGAACUUCAUGAGUGUGGUAGUCAGCUUGUGGUGACUGACAAUGAGCUUGUCUACAUCUUUACUCUUGACUAUAGACCAGCAGAAUUCCAAAGCACUCCAAUUGUAAGGUCCAGUGCUGCUACAGUUGGUAUUGAAUGCCACUACCCCAGGAGACACAAUGUGAGCAGUAAUGAACUGCAGCCAGCUUGGAUCCCAUAUGCGUCCACCAAGGUUGCAGAGGACAUUCUGGUCUUCUCCCUGAAGAUCAUGACUGAUGACUGGAUGUUUGAAAGGCCUUCAAAGGUGUUCUUCCUGGGUGAUGUCUUAAAUAUUCAGGCAUCUGUGAAGCAGUACAACCAUGUUCCCUUCAUAUUUGUGGACCACUGUGUUGCCACUACAGGCCCUGACGUGAACUCCGCUCCAGUGUAUUCUUUUAUUGAAAACCAUGGUUGCCUCACUGAUGCAAAGUAUACUGGCUCCAUGUCCAACUUUCUGCCCAGAGUGCACAAUGACAAACUCCAGUUUCAGUUGGAGGCCUUCAGGUUCCAACAAGAAAGCAGUGGUGCUAUUUACAUCACUUGUCUUCUAAAAGCAAGUGCAGCUACGGUGCAGGUUGACGAAAGUCAUAAGGCUUGUUCUUUUAAAGCAAAUGGAUGGGUAUCUUCUGAUGGAGGUGAGGAGGGGUGUGGCUGCUGUGACACAAGCUGUGAGUUGAGGACUGAUGGUGUGUCCAAAGUUCCAGGUUUCCAGUGGGAGGGAAGUUCCCAAGUUGGCCCUCUCCAGGUCUGGGAGAACCAACGUCAAGCCAACAAUGUGAUUUGAUUUCCUUUUUAAAUAAAGCUUUAAGUACUAA